Molecule: messenger RNA, 768 nt
Organism: Acanthosepion pharaonis
Lineage: Eukaryota; Metazoa; Mollusca; Cephalopoda; Sepiida; Sepiidae
Source: the annotation of a GenBank genome assembly
AUGUUCCCAUUGACCAAACAACUUACGCCUUUCUUUCACCUACCGCAAGUGUUUCCAAUAUGGCUCGAGUCACAUUUGAAAAUGCAUUUGUAUUAUCUAUCUAUCUAUCUAUCUAUCUAUCUAUCUAUCUAUCUCAUUACAAUCAUUUCUUUUCUUUCUUUCUAUUUAUCUAUCUCAUUACAUUCUUUUAUGUCUAUCUAUCUAGCUAUCUAUGAAUCUAUCUAUCUGUCUAUGUAUCUAUUCGCACUAUCUGCAGUCUUAUAUCUAUCUAUCUAUCUAUCUAUCUAUCUAUCUAUCCAUCUCUCUAUCUCAUUACAAUCGUUUCUUUUCUUUAUUUCUUUCAUUCUAUUUAUCUAUCUCAUUACAUUUAUCUAUCUAGCUAUCUAUGAAUCUAUCUGCAGUCAUCUAUCUAUCUAUCUAUCUAUCUAUCUAUCUAUCUAUCUAUCUAUCUAUCUAUCUAUCUAUCCGCACUAUCUAUCUAUUUCAAACAGUUCAUAUCUAUCUAUCUAUCUAUCUAUCUAUCUAUCUAUCUAUCUAUCUAUCUAUCUAUUUCAAACAGUUCAUAUCUAUCUAUCUAUCUAUCUAUCUAUCUAUUUCAAACAGUUCAUAUCUAUCUAUCUAUCUAUCUAUCUAUCUAUCUAUCUAUCUAUCUCAAACAGUUCAUAUCUAUCUAUCUAUCUAUCUAUCUAUCUAUCUAUCUAUCUAUCUAUCUAUCUAUCUAUUUUUCCAAAUUCACCGAUACGUGACAUUAAAAAUAAUCCCAAAUAG